Messenger RNA from Monopterus albus (swamp eel), 1383 nucleotides. RefSeq names its product HSPA (heat shock 70kDa) binding protein, cytoplasmic cochaperone 1 (gene hspbp1). The coding region runs from base 201 to 1208 and encodes 335 amino acids. Lineage: Eukaryota; Metazoa; Chordata; Actinopteri; Synbranchiformes; Synbranchidae. Gene Ontology annotation, molecular function: adenyl-nucleotide exchange factor activity. The transcript is spliced from 8 exons. The record is from RefSeq and is a predicted model, not a curated record. Gene Ontology annotation, cellular component: endoplasmic reticulum.
AUUUUACUUGCCAGUUUGGUCUCAGGAUAUGGUAAAGCAUGGCCGCCUCCUUGCCGCUUGUGAGACCAGCUAGCUAGAAAGUUCUAGUGCAUUCAUGUUACUGUGUUUAUAGAGGGGUUAGACCUGCGUGGAAGCUAAAAAGAAACUUUGUGUCCAUUAAUGAGCACCGUUUUAUAGGACUCUUGAAAGCUGUACACAUCAUGGCAGAAGACAGACAGAACAGGCAGUAUCCACAUAAUCUUCAGGGGGUCUUGCAGCUGGCAGUAGAGGCAGGAUCUGCUGCAGAGGGUCCUGCCCCUCUUGAACCUAUGUCAGAGGAGAGAAAAGCGUGGCUGAGAGAAGCUCUUUCAGAAAUUUGCAAAGGGCAGGUGGAUGAAGUGGAGCAGAUGAAGCAGUGUCUGGCUGUCCUAACCAAAGAGGGAAGAAGUGAAAGGGAGAGAGAAGGAGAGGAGGAGAUGGAUGAAGAGGAUGAAGAUGAACGGGAAUCGGCCUUUGAGUUGCUGUCGGAGUUGUGUGAGAACCUUGACAAUGCUAGAGAUCUGAUGAUUCUGGGUGGACUGGAGUUGUGUGUCUCCCAGUAUCUGUGUCAUGUCCAAAGUGGGCUAAGGUGGCGUGCUGCAGAGCUUAUCGCUUCCUGUGCUCAGAACAUGCCACAGGUGCAGGUUCACUUGCUUAACAUUGGGGCACUGCCAAAACUACUCCAGCUGAUAGACUCAGACCUCCAUUCCACUGUCAGAGUAAAAGCCCUUUAUGCCGUCUCAUGUUUGGUCCGAGAGCAGGAGGAGGGAUUCCAGGCGUUCCUGUCUCAUGAUGGUUUCUCAGUUCUAAUGCGAGGCAUGCAGGCAGAGAAUGAAAAACUCAGGACCAAGUCGGCUUUCCUCCUGCUCAACCUGCUGACAUCACAUCCUGAACAGAAAGAUUCAGUUGUCUCCAUGGGUAUGGUACAGCAGCUUGUAUCUGUUCUUCGCACACCACACUCACCGUUCCAUGAACAUGUGCUUGGCGCCCUUUGUUGUCUGGUGGAGGACUGUCCACAGGGGCUCCAAGACUGUAGGAAUCCUGCUCUGGGCCUUGAGGAGUUACUCAGACAAAAAGCCAGGGAGCUCCAAGGAAAGGAAGAAAAUCAGGAAGAACUGGGCUUCUGCAAGCGUUUGAAGGUUAUGUGUUUCUGUAAGGAGCAGCCAGAUGACAGUGGGAUGGAUCGCUGAACUCCUAUUAACCUUACCUGCUGUAGUGUCAGUGUGUAAAAAUGUAACGGAACAUUCAUGAUCUAGAUCAUGAAUGUUAAGCAACAUUUGUCUGUUAUGACACAUGUAAUCCAGGAGCUGAAUUUUACUAUGUAAAUAGGUGUAAUGUAUAAAAUACUUCACAUGUCUGCUGUUA